AUGUCCGAUAUAUCUCCCCCCUUAUCACAAGGUGUGGGAUAUGGAGUCGUGAUUGGUGUUGGGUUGUCAUUUGCAGCAGGAAUGAUAUUUGUCACCAAGGCAUUGAAAAGUACAGUGGGCGAAGAUAAUUCGAAUGCUGAAACAUUCAUUGUUGCCAAUCGGAGAGUCAGCACGGGUUUAGUUGCCUCGGCAGUUGUAUCUUCCUGGCUUUGGAGCACUGCAUUGCUGAGUGCCGUAUUGGUGGCCUAUCAAUACGGCGUAAGUGGCCCCUUCUGGUAUGGUGCUGGAUGCUCACCUAUGAUCGUCUGUUUUGCGUAUCUCGGCACUGUCUGCAAAAAGCGUGUGCCCAGCGCGCACACUGUUCUGGAAAUUAUCAAGAUGCGAUAUGGCACUGUCGCUCACUUAAGCUUCACCUUUCUGGCUGUGGUGAAUAAUCUCUUCAACACCAUCAACAUGAUUUUAGGUGCUUCAGUCGCCAUUACAUAUCUAACUGGAAUGCACAUCAUGGCAUCCACUUUCCUGCUGCCAGUUGGUGUGGUCAUUUACACCCUUACAGGAGGCAUCAAAGCAACGUUUCUGACUGAUUAUAUUCACACUUUCAUUAUUUUGAUUCUGUGUUGUUAUUUGACCACCAAAGCGUUGACCAGCGUGGAAGUAAAUUCGAUUGGGGGUUUGUAUGAUCUUGUCAUUGCAGCUCAGCCAAAUCAUCUCGUGGAUGGAAAUUAUCAAGGCUCGCUUUUUACCAUGACAUCUCAACAGGGAAUAUUUUUUGGAAUCAUUCUUUUGGUGUCGAACUUCGGAGCUGUCAUUAUGGACACCGGAUACUUCACUAAGGCAUUUGCUGCGUCCCCAGAAGGUGUUGUUCCUGGAUACGUGAUUGGGGGUUUAUCUUAUUUUAGUAUUCCUUGGGCUCUUGGAACUAUUAUGGGAAUGGUUGCGUUGGGAUUGGAGAGCACAAAAGCCUUCCCAACAUAUCCGAGACCCAUGACUAGUACUGAAGUCACGAAUGGACUAGCUUUGCCCUACGCAGCUAUCGCGGUAGCGGGUAAAGGUGGUGCAGUGGCUACUCUCCUGAUGACUUUUAUGGCUGUUACAUCUACACUGUCAGCACAGGUCAUUGCUGUCUCUUCGAUUGUGGCUUUUGAUGGCUACCGCACCUACUUCAACAAGAAUGCAAACAAUCAAGAGAUAAUCUUCUGGAGUCGAGUGGGAGUGAUUAUAUUCGGCCUUGUCGCGGCAGGCCUCACUGCAAUGUUCCACUAUGUUGGUAUUGACAUGGGCUGGACCCUUUACAUGAUUGGAGUGAUAACCUGCCCCGGGAUAUUUCCCCUGAUACUGUCAAUUCUUUGGAGAAAGCAAAGCCGGAUCGCGGUCAUUGCAUCGGCGUAUCUCGGUCUAGCCACGGGCCUCGCUGUCUGGCUUGGAACAGCACAUCAUUUCUAUGGUGCCGUUACAGUCUCUUCAACUGGACAGACAUUGCCAUGCAUGUACGGCACAGUGGCAUCUGCAGUUAGCCCGUUACUAUACUCCGUGUUGAUUACAUUGAUUGCACCGGAAGACUUCGACUGGAAGUCGAUGAGCAAUAACGACCUGGCUAUCCAUUCUGAGGGUGAAGUUACCGAGGUUACUAAAGAGAGGAAUGAAGCGGGCCAGCUUUCCGAGUCAAGCCAAAGGAGAUGGUCACGAUACGCGUUAUUUUGGGCCGUUGCUACUUUCUUCGGCCACUGGGUUCUCUGGCCACUUCCGAUGUAUGGUGCUAGGUUUAUAUUCAGCAGAGGAUUCUUCAUCGCCUGGGUUGUGGUUGCUGAAAUUUGGCUCUGGAUCACUUUGCUGACGGUUGGAUUAUAUCCUUUGUGGGAUGGACGCCGUCGGAUUCUUUUCAUCGCGCGGAGACUUGUUGGGCGUUUGGAAAAUGCAUAA
Penicillium psychrosexuale is the source of this 1920-nucleotide messenger RNA. RefSeq names its product sodium:solute symporter family protein. Gene Ontology annotation, cellular component: plasma membrane. Gene Ontology annotation, molecular function: urea transmembrane transporter activity. NCBI's taxonomy places the organism in Eukaryota, Fungi, Ascomycota, Eurotiomycetes, Eurotiales, Aspergillaceae. Gene Ontology annotation, biological process: urea transmembrane transport. The record is from RefSeq and is a predicted model, not a curated record. Bases 1 to 1920 code for a protein of 639 amino acids. The transcript is spliced from 11 exons.